UUUCAGUAUAUAGGGCAGCAAGCCCAGAGCCGGUUGUCUGUGCGCAGGAGGCGCUGCCCUACAUCGCGUUUUAUAAUGAUUGCUGCAGCGUUUUUGGUCUUAUUGAGACCGUAUAGUAUUCAAGUUGUUUUGCUAUUAUUGCUGCUAUUGCUUGGAACUAUUGCAACAAUUCUUUUUUUCUGUUGCUGGCAUCGGAGGCUUCGUAACGGAAAACAUCCCAUAAAAUCUGUGCUUUCAGGGCGCUCAAGGAGUCGCGAAGCUGGUCUCAGGACGCAUCAUUUUCGAUCAGAGGGUUUCAGGCACAGUCCGCGCCAUGCCAGGAGGGCACGCGCUCGAGUGGCAGAGGAAAAGCCUCUUGUCGAAAUUCCCCAGAGUGAUCAUCAGAGUGACUCGUCCACAACUGUGAGGAAACGAAAAGUGAAGAAAAGAGUCCUUCCAGACUUCUAUCACUCAGUACAAGUCACCCCAACACGCAAACCCAGCUCCGGUUCUGGCAACGCUUCCCUUCACUGUUCCAUGUCUUCAUCGGCGGAUUUCUCGGACGAAGAUGAUUAUAGUCUUAAAUCUGGGUCGGUCUCACCGGCACCGGGGGACACGUUACCCUGGAACCUACCAAGACACGAGCGACAUAAGCGACAAAUUCAGGGAGGAUCCGUUUUGGAUCCAGCAGAGAGAGCUGUGCUCAGGAUUGCAGAUGAAAGAGACAGAGUGCAGAAAAAGACUUUUACAAAAUGGAUAAACCAACAUCUCCUGAAGGUCCGGAAGCAUGUUAAUGACCUGUAUGAAGACCUACGAGAUGGACAUAACCUGAUCUCACUGCUGGAGGUCCUGACUGGCCAGUCAUUGCCAAGGGAGCGUGAUUUCCUCAAGACGUUGCGGUUGGUGAGUUCGGCAGAAGCAUGUGCGGUUGAGCAGCAUGGACAUGAACAGGAUGAUGAUAAGGGGCCUCGGGAGAAAGGGAGGAUGCGGUUCCACAGACUCCAGAAUGUACAGAUAGCCCUGGACUUCUUAAAGAGGCGGCAGGUCAAGCUGGUUAACAUCAGGAAUGAUGACAUCACAGACGGGAAUCCCAAAUUGACGCUGGGAUUGAUAUGGACCAUAAUUCUGCACUUUCAGAUUUCUGAGAUCCAUGUUUGUGGGGAGUCGGAGGACAUGACAGCCAAGGAGCGUCUGCUGAUGUGGUCCCAGCAGAUGACCGAGGGCUACGUGGGCGUACGCUGUGACAACUUCACCUCCUCCUGGAGGGACGGGAGGCUUUUCAAUGCUAUCAUUCACAAAUACAGGCCUGACCUGGUGGAUAUGGCCAGAGUGUCAGCCCAGACUAGCCGGUCAAACUUAGAACAGGCCUUUGGUGUGGCUGAACGGCUUGGGGUGGCCAGACUACUGGACCCUGAGGAUGUGGAUGUGCAGACUCCUGAUGAGAAGUCAGUCAUCACAUACGUCUCCACUCUGUAUGAUGUCUUCCCUAAAGUACCUGAUGGUGUUGACGGUAUCAAUGCAAAUGAUGUUGAUAUAAAAUGGGUAGAGUACCAGAACAUGGUGAAUUACCUGAGCCAGUGGCUCAAACACAAUGUGUCAGUGAUGUCAGACAGAGCGUUCCCUAACAACCCAGUGGAACUCAAGGCACUUUAUACACAGUACUUGCAGUUUAAAGAGAAUGAAAUCCCGCUGAAAGAAACCGAGAAGAGCAAAAUCAAGCAUCUUUACAAAAUGCUUGAGGUGUGGAUCGAGUUUGGUCGUAUCCAGCUUCCCCAGGGAUAUCACCCCAACGAUGUGGAGAAGGAAUGGGGCAAGCUGAUCGUGGCCAUGCUGGAGAGAGAGAAGAGCCUGAGGCCUGAGGUGGAUAGGCUUGAAAUGUUGCAGCAGAUUGCCAGCAGGGUCCAGCGGGACUGUGUCAAUGGAGAGGACAAACUAGAAUUAGCAAGAGCAGCUCUGCAGUCUGAUGCUAAGAGGCUAGAGUCUGGGGUCCAGUUCCAGAAUGAGGCAGAGACCGCUGGGCAUCUUCUGGAAUGUGAAAACCUGCUGAGACAGCAGGUGGUAGAUAUCCAGAUUCUACUGGAUGGGAAGUACUACUACUCCGAUCAGCUUGUUCAAAGGGUAUCCAAGCUCCGUGACGACCUGCUGGGCCUGAGGGCAGAGUGUUCCUCUGUGUACAGACAAGGACGCACCCUAACCCCCCAACAGACCACAAUGAUGAUCUCAGGCAUCACUCAGAGUCUCAACUCAGGCUUCUCCUCCUCCAACCUCAACUCCAGCCUCACCCCUGGAGGCCUGGGAACCCCUGGUUCCACCUUCACCUCCAUCCUUACCCCGGGCCUCACCCCUGCCCUGAGCCCCGCCAUGACCCCCGGCGGCAUGCAGCCCGGCUCGGUGCAGGCCUACAUGGGGGGCGGAGGAGUGGGUAUGGCCCCGGGAGACCUCCAGCACCUCAAACACAUGCAGAUCCGCAAGCCCCUGUGCAAGUCCUCGCUAGUGGACCCCAACAUGACCGAGGAUGAGGUCAACAUAAACUUUGUGCAGGACUUGAUCAACUGGGUGGAGGAGAUGCAGGUGCAAUUGGAUCGUGGAGAUUGGGGAUCUGAUUUGCCAAGUGUGGAAACACAUUUAGAGAACCACAAAGGGGUUCACAGAGCCAUCGAAGAAUUUCAAAUGAGCCUUAAAGAAGCCAAACUUAGUGAGACUCAGAUGACCCAAAAACGAAGUUAUUCUGAGAAACUGGGAAAAUUGGAAACCCAGUAUGGGAAGUUACUAAACUGUUCGCGGGAGCGUCAGAAGAACCUGGAGAGCCUCCAUGACUUUGUUUCGCGGGCCACCAUGGAACUCAUCUGGCUCAAUGAGAAAGAGGAGGAGGAGGUUGCUUUCGACUGGAGCGAUCUCAACGGCAACAUCUCUAAGAAGAGACAGUACCACUCUGAUCUGAUGAGAGAGUUGGAUGAAAAGGAGGAGGUGAUCAAGUCUGUACAGGACAGGGCAGAGAACCUUCUGCAGGAGAACCACCCUGCUAGGUUAACUCUUGAAGCAUACAAAGCAGCCAUGCAGACCCAGUGGAGUUGGAUCCUACAGCUCUGCUCUUGUGUGGAGCAGCACCUCAAAGACAACACAGUCUAUUUUGAGUUUUUCAAUAAUGCCAAAGAGUCCACGGAUUACCUGAAGAGCCUGCAAGGUGACAUCCAGAGAAAGUAUGGCUGUGAUCGGACAAGCAGUGUACACAAGCUGGAAGAUCACAUCCAGGAGUCCAUGGAUGAGAAGGAGCAGCUCCUCCAGUACCGCAGCACAGUGGCUGGGUUGGUGGGCAAGGCCAAGGCCAUCGUCCAGCUCAAGCCUAGGAACCCAGAUACCCCUGUCAGAUCCUCCAUACCCGUCAAAGCCAUCUGUGACUACCGACAAAUAGAGAUCACCAUCUAUAAGGAUGAUGAGUGUGUCCUGGCCAGUAACUCUCACCGGGCCAAGUGGAAGGUGAUCAGUCCGUCUGGGAACGAGGCUAUGGUUCCUUCUGUCUGCUUCACCGUGCCUCCACCCAACAAAGAGGCUGUGGACCAGGCCAGCAGAAUUGAACAGCUGUACCAGAAUGUCCUGGCUCUAUGGCACCACUCCCACAUAAAAAUGAAGAGCGUUGUCUCCUGGCACUACCUGAUGGCGGACGUCAGAGCCGUCCGCGACUGGAACGUGUCCUCAAUUAAGACCAUGUUGCCAGGCGAGCACCAGCAGGUCCUUAGCAACCUGCAAUCCCACUUUGAGGAUUUCCUGGAGGACAGCAAGGAGUCGGAGGUGUUCACUGUGGCAGACUGUUCCCAGCUAGAAAGGGAGGUCCUGGCCUGCAAGGACUACUACGAGGAGCUGCUCAAGUCUGCAGAGAGAGAGGAACACGAGGAGUCUGUGUACAACCUGUAUAUCUCUGAGGUGCGUAACUUCCGCAUGCGUCUGGAGGCUCAGGAGGAGCACCUGAUCCGACAGAUCCGCACCCCACUUGACAGAGACGACCUGGAGCAGAGUGUCCUGCGCAUCACAGAGCAAGAGAAGAAGAAGGCAGAGCUGGAUCAGCUGAAGGACGAUCUGGAGACCAUGAAGGAGAAGUGUGAGACGUUCUUCAGACAGGCCGGGGCCUCUCCCGCUGUCCCCACCCUCUCCUCUGACCUCAAUGUCCUCAUCCAGAGCAUGAGCCAAGUCUACUCCAUGUCCGCCAUCUACCUAGAGAAGCUGAAGACAGUGAGCAUGGUGGUGAGGCACAGCCAAAGUGCGGAGGCUCUAGUGAAGCUUUAUGAGGCCAAACUCUCUGAGGAAGACGCCGUGAACUCUGACCUGAAAUCCAUUGACACAGUCGUCAGCACACUCAAACAAUGGCGCUCAGAGAUCGACGAACAGAGGGAGAUCUUCCAUGACCUGGAGGAUGGGCUACAGAAGGCCCGUGGUAUCAGUGAACGCAUGUUCAAGGCUCACAACGAGCGGGACUUUGACCUGGACUGGCACAAGGAGAAGGCUGACCAGCUAGAAGAAAGGUGGAGCAACGUCCACUCCCAGAUUGAGAGCAGACUUCGGGACCUGGAGGGCAUCAGUAAAUCACUGAAGUACUACAAAGACUCCUACGGCAGUCUGGAUGAGUGGGUCAGAGAGAUGGAGGCGGCUCAGCUCAAGACCCAAGAGAAGCAGCCAGAGGACAGCAAAGCGCUCGCUGAGCUGGUAAACCAACAGAAGGUCCUCGUUGCAGAAAUGGAACAAAAGCAGAGCAGAAUUGAUGAAUGCCAAAAGUACUCAGAGCAGUACUCAUCUGGUGCUAAAGAUUAUGAGCUACAGCUGUUGACCUACAGAGCCAUGGUUGACUCCCAGCACAAGUCCCCGCUCAAGAGACGGAGGAUGCAGAACUCGGCUGAUGCAAUCAUUCAGGAGUUCAUGGACCUCCGAACUCGCUACACGGCCGUAGUCACCUCCAUGACGCAGUAUGUAAAGUUUGCCAGUGAGACAUUGAAGAGAGCAGAAGGCGAAGAGAGGUCUGUUGAUGAGGAGAAGAAAGAGCAUGGUGAUAAAGUAAGCAAGCUAUUGAAUUGGAUGUCCAGUGUGAAACCGGGCCAGAACAAAGAUGGUAAAGCCAGCACAGAGGCCUCUAGUAAGCCUCAGGUUUCAAUGGAAGAGAUGGUAACACAAAAAGAGAAAAUUGCAGAAGCACUGAGGACUACACAGCUUAUGCUAAGUAAACACAGUGAUAAGAUGACCGAGGAAGAGAAGCUGGAAGCAAAGGAGCAGCUGAAAUCCCUCCAUCAAGCCUACAGUGAUCUCACCCAGCAGUGUUCUGAUCAGACACCGUCUGCCGAGCAGGAGUUUCAGACCAUUGAAGGCGUUCUCGAAGUGGGAAGUAUAGAGGUCUACUCUGUGUUUAGCUCUGUCCAGAGCGGCAUGAUCGACCAUACCACUGGGCUCAGUCUCCUGGAGGCUCAGCUCAUCACCUCUGGCCUCGUUCUGCCUCAGUUCAGGAUGUGUCUGGAGCUGGACGAAGCUUUCCAUCAUAACCUCAUUGACGAGGCCACCUGGAAGCAGCUCAGAGAGCUCAACGAAGCCAAUCGGAGCAUCCUGAGCCCUCCGUUCUCUUCAGAACCUCUCCCUGUGAUGGCAGCUCUUAGAGAGGGGGCCGUCUCUGAGCGCCUCGCCAUGAAGGUUAUAGAGAUCCAGCUGGCUACAGGUGGGUUGAGGGUGUCCUACACAGGUGAUGUACUGACCCUGGAGAGGGCCUUUCAGUUUGGCCUGAUCCCUGCACCUCUGUAUGUCAAGCUCCUGGAGAGACAGAACACAUGGAAGGACCUGAUCAACCCCGGCACGGCAGAGAAGGUCUCGCUCACCCAGCUGGUGCAGAGGAGUGUGGUUGAUGAGGAGACUGGACUGCGACUGCUGCCGGUGAAGAAGAGCCACAAUGGGGGCAUAGAGUUGACAUCCGGAAGGGAGAUGAGUGUACUUAGGGCGGUUCAUGAGGGGUUGAUUGACAGAGAGAUCACGUUGAGGCUGCUGGGUGCUCAGCUGUUUGCAGGCGGUAUCGCCGACCCCAAAACAGGCCGUAAGCUCACCGUAGAGCAAGCCCUGUCAGAGGGCUUGAUCGAUCAAGACACUGCCAGUGGGAUACUGAGCCAGCAGGCCCAAAAUGGAGGCAUAGUGAACCCUCAGAAUGGCAAAAGGCUAACGGUGGAUGAGGCUGUUCAGUGUGAUUUGAUGAGCUUUAGCAGUGCACUCUUGGUGCUGGAGAAACAGAAGGGGCUCAUGGGACUUUUAUGGCCUCACUCUGGUGAAAUCUUGACAGUUUCCACCUCUCUGCAGCACGAAAUCAUCACCAGUCAGCUUGCAUUCAAACUGCUCAGCAAUAGACAGAAAAUAGCAUCCCUUUACAUACCAGAAUACUCAGAGGUAGUGGAUAUUAACUCUGCUACUCAAAAUGGUUUCAUUGAUGUACACACAGCAGAGGUAUUGAAAACCAUUGAAAUACCAGAUGUUUUUCCUGAUGUUGAUGACCUUAAUGACAGAUUUUCUAACUGGCUGAUGUUGAGAGAGCUUCAGAUUGGAGGAUCCCAUCGCAGUACAGAUGAUAAUGAGAUUGAUUAUGAGAACAUAAAUACCCCAUCUUCCAUCGAGGCAAAACAGUUAUUUAUCUCAUACCUCACAAUGAAUAGUUACAUGGAUCCAAAAUCAGGACAAAGGCUUUUAAUAUUCGAUGGACAGUUGACUAAAAUGGUACAACUUUUAGUUGACAUUUCAGUAGAGACAACUGAAAACCAGGUAUACAACACUGGACCUGGUAAUGCCACUUUUGAGGACAUUUCAUUGAAAGAAGACAUUUCUGAAGAUUCAGAGAUGUCCUUUGAUAGCAAUACUGAGGAUUUUGGAUAUUUGCACAUUAACGAGGAAACAGAUGGAACAGUGAAAGACCAUCAUGCUUCAAAUUUCUUCAAGGAGGAGGAGUCCGAUUAUAAGCAAUCUGACAAUCAAGCAUUUUCUAAUAAUGUGGUAAAGGUGGUAGCACAUGAUGGAACAGAGGAUUUUCCUUCAGCUAUUGACUGUGUAAACAAUACCACACUGCCUGAUUCUGACAUUAGCAUCUAUCAAAAGAACACAAGCAGUAUACCCAUUGGAAUUGAUGUAGAAUCCUCAGAUAAUCAAUCAAAAGAGACUUUCACUGGAAGUUCAGCCACACAAACUCCUUCCACAGACAUGAGCUUGUCCUCAGGUGCACUGGAUUGCAAAAUGAUGAUAGCACACGAUUUCACAGAGAAGUUUCAUAGUUCUGUUAAGAAUACCAGACAGCAUGAUUCUGUUUUGUCUGAUGGCCCAUCACCCUUUGAAAUUGGUUUAGAAACCUCAGAUAAAGCUUUAUAUAAUCAAUCAAUAGGAGAAUCAGCCACACAAGCCAUGUCGGAAAGCUCAACCCGUACUAAAUCAUGCUCAGUGAGUGGCAAAGACAUUAGCUUGCUAGCACAAUGCGUCACAGACGAAGCAUCUGUAGCUGUUCAUUCUGAAAAGAAUGCCAGACAACCUGAUUCUAAAGACAACGUUUUGUCUAAUAGCACCUAUCAAAAGACCAGACACAGUACAAACCCAUCAUCAUUUGAAAUUGGUGUAGAAACUUCAGAAAUACCUUCAGAUUAUCAACCGCAAGAGACUGUCAAUGGAGUUUCAGUUUUGGAAAGCUCAGCUCCUCCUAGAUUGUGCUUCGUGAAUGACACAGACAUGCGCCUGACAUCAGAAGCAUCUGUAGAGGUUAGCUCUUGUAAAAAUACCCGUACGAGCCCAGCGCUAACUGAAAUUGAUUUAGUCACCUCGGAAACUUAUUCAGAUAAUCAACCAAAAGAUACAGCCAAUGGAGUUUCAGCCACACAAACCAUUUUGGAAAGCUCAACUCCUAGAUUCUGCACAGUUGAUUCUAAAAAGACUAUCCAGCAGUCUGAUUCUGAAGCAAUUGUUUCGAAGAAGAAGAAGAUAAACAACACAAGUAUAGUACCCUUUGAAAUUGAUGUAGAAACCUCACAUAUAACUUCAGAUAAUCAACCACAAGAGGCUUUCACUUUCAAUGAAGGGUCAGCCACACAAAUCAUUUUGGAAAGGUCAACCCACCCACUAUUGUGCUCAGUGAAUGACGAUGCACAACAUUCCAAAAUGGAGGUAGCACACAGUUUCAGAGACGAAUCACCCAUAUCUAUUGACUCUGAACAAAAUACCAGACAGCCUUCCUUUGAAAUGGGGGUUGUGUCUGACAGAAUCUAUCAAACCAACACAAUGAGCACAAGCCCAACACCAUUUAAAAUGGAUUCAGAAACAGAUAUUGCUUCAGAUAAUCAACCUAAAGGGACUUUCAAUGGAAGUUCAGCCACACAAACAGUUCUGAAAAGCUCUACUUUGUGCUCAAGGAAAGACACAGGCCUGCCCUUGGCCUCAGUUGCACAAGGUUCCCCACAACGUCCCACAUAUCCAGUGACACCUGGCUGUGAGACAGACAAGGACACCAACUUUGAGUCAUCGCUAUUGGCCACUGUAUUGACAGACACACUUGACACGACCACAGCGUUUCCAUGCACUGAAGAAGUAGUGUGGGACAAUACAGAUGAGAGAGGACUUGCGACCCACCUUCUCAGACCCCAAGUUGAAGAGGGUGGCAUUUUGUAUAUCAUUUCUGAGAAACGCUGUGAUCUUGACUCACCUUUUGAUAAGGGCCAUGUGGAUGAGGAGACGGUGUUAGAGGUGUCGGCAUUGCAGCUCCACAAGGGAGAUGUGUUAGAGGAAGAGAGAAGCACAGUGGCAACCCUGAAAGAAGUUGUGUCUGAAAGCUCCAUAUCCUCCCAGAUAGCCCUGCAGAUCAUGGAACAGCACAGCAUCUUGGGGGGUGUACAUGACCCCAAGUCUGGAUGUACUGUUAGUGUGAGUGCAGCACUAGAUUCAGCGAUGAUUGAUGAUGAUUUGGCUGAAAAGAUCCUUCACUCAGACCCAGUACACAAAGCAAUCAUCCACCCUGAUAGACACUGUACUCACAGCAUGUCAUAUUCCCAGAGUCUGGGCCUCAUAGACAACGAUGAGGCUGAGAAUUUACGGCAGCAUCAAACAGACAAAAAGCUGUCGGUUUUGGUUCUUGAUGACUCUGAUGAUGAAGAAUGGAUAGAGAAUAGGGAUGGACAUGCACGGGAAGAUUUGUACGCAGAAGGAAGCAAAGAACAGAACUGUGAUUCACAGAAGGCCUUACUACCUUCAUUCACCAUUAGUCAUGGGCCUGUAUGUAGACAGAUCAUAUCACCUAUCCUGUCAGAUCAGGUAACAGAGGGACGUGUCAUCCAUGAACUUGAAACAACAUCUUCAUUUAGGGAAGAUAGUGCCUCACAUUCCCCCACUAGUCCACUGUCAGACAUUGUCCCCGGGUCUAGAAAUUCCAUCCAAAAUGACAUUUUGCCAAACAGAUCAAACUCUCUCAGUUUGAGCGAUAGUGGAGAUAGUGGAGCACCUCAGCGCCAGGCUGAGGAAUUGAGACAGACAGAGGAAGACGGUAGCAGUUCUCUGAGGAGAGACACUGAUAUGUCCUGCGAGGCGGUGGGCUUCACUCCUGGUGAUGGGCAGCUGGGAGCAGGAUACCGUGAGAUAGUGGGGGACCAGACUGUUAGUCCUGUUCAGAGUGACUCAGGCGUGUCCUGCUCAUCACAUAGUGAUCUGUUGUCUGAUGAAAGGAAAAUGGAGAACACUGUUCAGGCGCCAGCCAGCCAGCUAGUGAAGGAGUCAGACCGGAGAAUAGAUAGCUCAUCACCAAGAGAUUUGUCUGGCGGUGUAACAAGCACAGUGUCCGGAGAUGUGGGUGUCAGUGGGGAUAAAAGCGUAAUAAAUGGUGAUGGAGUUUCAUCGUUUAACACUGUGCGACCUCUAGUGAAGUCAGAGAGGGAUGUUGGUGGUGAAAUCGAGCCCACAUCCUCUCAAAACGGGCAUAGUGACCAUAGUAACCCCACCGUUCAGAAAAAGACUCCAGUGCAGUUGACAAACUUAUCUGAUUUAGCUAUUGUAUCCAGUGUACAUAGCAUAAAAUCAGGCAAUGACAAUAAAGACAGCUACGAUAUAGGUGAUCAAGAGCAGUUAGAAACUGCUCCCAUUAAAGAGAUAUCUAGCACAAUCACCCCUGAUUCGACACUGACUGAUAAACGCCUGCCAAAUUCAAACGCUAAUGUUGAAGCUAAAGCUAAUGACAGGGUUGAAUCAAGCAGGAGUGGUGACAGCAAACCAGGGAGACAAGAAGGCUCAUCUGAUGAUGGUCUCUCACAGAUUACUGAUCAAGCGACAUCACAGACAGGACAGACAAGUAGCAACGAUACAAGUUUGUUGUCAGCAUCAACAAUGACCCCAGGGAAUCCAUCAAAGGCAAAAGAGCCAGGUAUGAGAUCAGAUGUUAAACAAGAUGAAUGUGGUUCUGUUGAUAAUCAUCCCCAGCCGAUGGCCACUAAUGCUCAACCAGACUCUCACUCCAAUACACCCUCAACGUCAGAAAUGACCUCAGGGCAUCCGGUAAAGCCUGGCCUCGGAUCAGAACUUACAUGUAGGCAGAAUCAAUGUGGUGCUGAUGGGAAUCAUCCCCAUCUGAUGACUGUUGAUGUUCCACCAGACUCCAUGACACAUGAUAGUGUCCCACCACCUGUGUUGGCGAUCUAUACUGCUCUAAGGACUGGUUUAGAUGAGCUGGUGAGAAUGAGAGUGGAGGGGGCAGAUGUCGAUGACUUGCAAAAGGCUGAGACCCAAGCAGUGGAGGACAUCAUCAACCUGAUACAGGACAUUCCACAGUCCCAUGGAAGCCGUUUUGGUGAGGAGACAGAUGCAGCGCCUGGGGUUAUGAUAAGUAGUAGCCCAGAUCUCCUCAGGGAUCUGUUGAAGCAGGAGCCUCUCCGUUCAGGUAAAACUAGUCCGGCGGAAGAGGAAGGGGAACCUCUCCAUGAAGAAACCCCUACAUCUGAUGUGACCCAGAUUCAGUCUCGGCUUCUGCAGGUUCUUCAAAGUGUAUCCUCAAGCCAAGACCCUGCCAUGCUCAGAGAUGUGAUAGGAACCUUGAGCAGUAUUCUGGGCGGUGCUCCUCACGAGGACAGGCCACACAACCUGGAGAUCCUCCAGGAGGAGAGCUCAUCAGAUGAGGCUGAAGGUGCCGUGGCAGAUCCCAUGGAAGCUCCUGACCUAUGUCAAUCUACAGAGGUUGAAACCAUUUCAGACACAGGCAAUGCUGAAGCAGUUCAAUCUAAAGUCAGGCAACAGUACUCCACCCAGGAUUAUCUGGAGUGUGUUGGCAGACUUCAGGAUCAUGCAGAUGUUCUAGAAGAGAUCAUGAAUGUCCUGUCAUCCCAGCAGGGCUCUCUGAGUAACAAUAUGGAGGAGCUGCACAGUCAUCUGGAUGAAUCUCAGUCGUUGGAAGCACAUCUCUCUACACUGGCUGGCUUUCUGACCAGAGAUCUGGACAUAACCAAGCAGCUGUUAAAGUCUGCCAGUGAGCUUGUUCCCACGCAUAUCCACCAAGAUCUGGCUUCAGCCUUUCGAGAGUUGCAGCCAGUUUUUGCAGACGUUUGCCAGAUGUCUGCAGAAAAUAAUUAUGUUCUAAGGCAGGCUAUUGAUACAGGAAAGGCCCAGUUGAAGUCAACAUACCAGGAUCUCCUCAGUACCCUUGAUAGACUAUCAGGCUGUAUUCAUGACAACUCUGAGAUGGCCUGCAACCUCGACAUCCUGAACACAUCUGACGUGGACACAGUGAAAGACAUGAUCCAAAAGAAUAAGGGCAUGGAGACUAAGCUGUCAGGGACCCACAGACAUCUGGAGGACACUGCGUUUGACAUCCAGUACUUUAUCUCAGAGCAUGCUCAGUUCCUGAGUCCAACCCAGAGCAGGCACCUCCUCAAAUCUCUCAGCGCCACCCAGAGGGCGUUUAAGGAACAGAUGGAGAGGGUGGCCAAACAGAGACGCAUCCUGGAACGUCAUCUGGAGAUCAGAGAGGACGAGAGUCAGCAGAAGUACAUGGAGGAGAAACAGAAGGUGUUCUCAGACAAGCUGCAGGAGCUGUGUGACAACCUGACCAAUACAGAGAACCGUCUGAUAGGCCAUCAGCAGCAGACCAAGGGGGCAGCGAGUGUGGAAGACCUGCAGCAUGUGCAGCAAGAGCAUCAGGCCUUGCAGAAAGACAUCUUGACCAAUGGCAGUGCCUUGAAUGAGGUCAUCAGUAGCUCCAAGAAGUUCCUGGAUGAGAAUCGGUCUAAGCUGACCCCAGAUCAGAUCAUUGCCAUCGAGAGCAAGCUGGAAGACGCCAAGAGCAAGGUCAAACUUAUCAACCAACGGGCCGAGGAGUCAAGGAAAGACCUGGAGAAGUCUGUGACCACUGCUAUCAAACAGGAGACUGAGAAGGAGGCUGCGGUUGAGCAGCUUGAGGAGAGCAAGAACAAGAUUGAGGGUCUGCUGGACUGGAUCAACAACAUGGGGAAUGAGAAAGUGAUGGGGGGCGAACAGACAGACCAUAUGGGCAUACAGAACGGGAACAUGCCGUUGCAGUCUGAGACCUCGGCCAAGAACAUUCUGGGUGAGGAUGAUGACCCCAAUGGAAACAAUGGAAACGCUUUCCAGACUACAGACAACGACACUGAGGGACAGGCCACAGGGAAGACCCCAGAAUUGGACCUGGAAAAGCAGUAUGACAGAGUCAAGGCUCGUCACCAGGAGAUCUUAUCCCAGCAACAGGAGCUGAUCAUGGCCACCCAGUCAGCCCAGGCUCUGCUGGACCACCAGGCCCAUGCCUUGUCGCCCACGGAUAAGGACAAGCUCCAGAGGGACAUCCAGGAGCUGAAAGGACGGUACGACUCUUCCCUUACCCAGGCAGAACAGCAGAUGAAGCAGAUGGUCCAGGUUCAGGAGGAGCUGAAGAAGUUCCAGGGAGACUGUGAGGAGUUUGAGGGCUGGCUGCAGCAGGCCGAGGGGGAGGUGGAGGAGCUGGGAGCCCCUACUGGAGCUCUCAACGACCUCACAGAGAAGCUCCGGAGACAGAAGAGCUUCUCUGAUGAUGUCAUCUCCCACAAGGGAGACCUGCGGUUCAUCACCAUCUCAGGACAGAAGGUGUUGGACGUGGCGAAGGCCUGCGGACGCAUGGACCCUGGUGGGAAAGAUGCCCAGCUGGAGGUGGAUACCACUGCAACUUGUGCUGCUGUGAAGGAGAAGCUGGACUCAGCUGCUGGUCGCUUCAAAGCCCUACACUCUCAGUGCAAUGAUCUUGGCAACAAUCUCAGAGACGUGGUGGACAAGUACAAGAAGUAUGAGGACUCGGCUGCUGGUCUCCUGAAGUGGCUCAACAACUCAGAGGAGGACGCCAGAAGGCAGCAGUCUGAGGCCAUCGCUGCCGACCCUCAAACCCUACAGAAACAGCUGGAGGACACCAAGGGUCUGCAGGGUCAGACUACUGGUCGUCAGACUGCUGUGGAGACACUCCGCAAAACAGCUGACUCUCUGGUCACCGCCCAGGGGGACUUGUUGACCAAUCAGGACCAUAUCCAUGAAACAGUAGAUGAUAUUGUGGAGAGGUAUGACAACCUGUCUAAGUCAGUGAGUGAUCGUAAUGAGAAGCUUCAGAUCACCCUGACCCGCUCCCUGAGUGUCCAGGAUGGCCUGGAUGAGAUGAUGAGCUGGAUGGAGGGAGUAGAGGAGAGUGUGAAGGAGAAAGGACAAGUCCCUCUGGACUCAGCAGUCAUUGGAGAUGUGCUCAGCAAAGAGGCAGCUCUGGAACAGGAUAUUUCCAGUCGCCAGAGCAGCAUCUCUGCCAUGAAGGCCAAGGUUAAGAAGUUUGUGGAGACAGCUGACCCCGCUGCAGCGGCUCUGCUGCAGUCCAAAAUGGACGCCCUGUCUCAGCGCUUCUCUGACGCCUGUGACAAGCACAAACACAAGCAGGGCCAGCUGGAGCAGCUGAAGGAUAAGGUGGAGGAGUUUGAGAAGACAACGGAGAAGGUGCAGCAGUUUGUGCUCAAGCGCUCUCAGGCCCUCUCUGAAACAGACGGACCAGGGAAAAACGUCAACGAGCUCUCGCAGCUCAUGCAGGAUACUAACACUGAGUUGGCCGAACAUGCCAAGGAUGUGGAAAUGCUGCAGAUGCUGUCAAAGGAACUGGCCAAUAUGGGUCCAGAGGGAAGCAAGGCCCAGAUUCAGAGCAAGAUGGACAAACUCUCCGACACCUUCAAUGCCUUCAAAAACACUGUGAAAGAGAAAGAGGAGGAGGUGUCUUCCUGCCAGGACCAGCUGGGAGACUUCAGGGCUGCAGCCGGAGCUCUCAGGACGUGGCUGGAGGAGACGACAGAGAAAGUCCCUGUGGUUCAGCCAACCAGCAGUGAGCAGAGUCUAGGAAAGGACCUGCAGAGAGUCAAUGCUCUAAUGGAGGAAUGGACAACCAAAGGCUCUGCUGUUGAAGAUAUAAAUAGCAAAGGAUCUGCACUAUGUUGCCUCAUCAGUGUUCUCACAUCUCCAGCCAAGACCAAGAUGUCGCAUAAGUCAGCUGUUACUAACAGUGAUGGCCCCGGAAACCAUGCCUACCUAACUAAUAAAGAGCUGAUGGUGGUACAGCAAAACAUGUCGUAUAUCAACGAGGGCCACAAGAGUCUGGGAGAAGUGCUGAAGGGCCGGGCUACAGAGCUGUCUGUCCUGGUGCAGGAGGUGACAGAGGCCCAGAAGGAGACAGACACCAUGAUAACAUGGCUGCAGGAUAUGAAGAAGACAGCAGCAUCCUGGAACUCUGCGUCCACAGAGAAAGACACCAUGAAAACACAACUGGAGCAACAGAAGGCCUUUGAGGAAGACAUGAAACAAAAGCACGAGCAGCUCCAGAAGCUGAGAGAGAAGCUUCUCCAUCUGAUUGAGAAACACCCAGACUCUCCUGAAGCAGCAAAAUGGAAGCAGAUGCUGUCACAGAUAGAUACUGCCUGGGCGGAUGUGAGCGGGUCGGUGGAGGACAGGAAGCAGCGUCUGGAGGAGUCCAACAGGAACCUGGACGUGUUCCAGACCACUGAGCCGCAGCUCCGCCAGUGGCUCUCAGAGAAGGAUAUGAUGCUCAGUGUCCUGGGGCCCCUCUCCAUGGACCCCAACAUGCUCAACACACAGAAGCAGCAAGUCCAGAUCCUUCUGAACGAGUUUGACAGCCGUAAGCCACAGUUUGACCAGCUUCACGAGGCUGCUGCUGCUAUCCUGAGCACAUCAGGCAAGCAGGACCCCCCCUCUGGUGGGAAGGUGGUGAAGGAUCAACUGGCCGCUGUCACCCAGAAAUGGCAGGGCCUGACUGGGCAGCUGGGCCAGAGAGCCGGCCUCAUCGACCAGGCCGUGGGGAAGUCAAUCCAGUUCCAGGAUCUGCUGAUGAGCCUGAGCCAGAGCGCCGCCUCACUGGAGACCCGGCUCAACAGCCAGCAGGCCCUUAGCAGUCAGCCUGACGUGGUGAAGAAGCAGCUGGAGGAGGCUAACACCAUCUCUGGCCAGCUGAGGGAGGAGAGGAAGAGGCUAAAAGAGGCUGAGACCCUCUGCUCUGAGCUUUCUGCCCUGGUCACGGAGGACUACCUGAAAGCAGGCCUAGACAGGCAGCUGGAGGGGGUCAACAAGCCUUUCAAACAGUUGGAGGACAAAGCAGGGAAGCGGAUCCAGCAACUGAACUCCGCAUUCGCAAGCUCCCAGCAGUUCCACCAGGCCUCCAAAGACUUCCAGGGGUGGAUGAACGGGAAGCUCCAGGAGCAGUCUAAACCCCAGGCCAUCUCGGCCCAGGUGGAGACCCUUCGGCAGAGCCUGAAAGAACAGAGUGCCCUGCAGAAGGCCCUCAGUGAACACGAGGAACCAUACAGCACCAUUGUCAGGGAGGGAGAAACCCUCCUCCAAAACACUGACGGGGCAGAGAAGGUGGCGAUGCAGGGCCAGCUGGCUACACUGCGCUCCAACUGGGACGAUGUGAAGAAGAGCUCGGCAGAGCGCCAGGAUAAGCUCCAGGGGGCGCUGCAGAGGGCCCAGAAGUAUCACGAGCACGCUGAGAAGCUCCAGUCCUGGGUCCAGGAGUGUGAAGUCAGGGAGGGCAGCGUCAGGCUCAGCGUGGACCCAGCGGAGGUGGAGAGCUCCAUCUCCCAGCUGAAGGCCAUCCAGAAGGAUGUGGACAAACACAGAGGCCUGGUGGAGCAGCUGAACACUGCAGCUGACAGCCUCCUGGAGGUAGCCAACGCAGACACGGAGGCCGUCAGGGAGGAGAAGGCGGCCAUCGGGCAGAGCGUGGACCGGGUCACGGAUGGGGUCCAGAACAAGAGAGAGUCUCUGGAGAAGAUCUCACAGAGGCUGAAAGAGUUCAACGACACCCACAAUGAGGCCAAGGGCCAGCUGGCAGGGGCUAAGAAGCAGCUAGAUGCCCACACAUCACUGGGGGUCCAGGCCUACAGCAACAAGAACCUGACCAACAUGAAGGCCCAGCAGAAGAGCCUGGAUGGAGUCAACACCCAGGUUGAGCACCUGAAGAGCCUUGCCCAGGGCCUGGUGGCUGAUGUCCCCGAGGCAGACGGGGUGACCGACCUCCUACUGCAGGCCGACAGCCUGGAGAAAGAGCAUGGCUCCCUCAGCAAGGAUGUAGGGGAGACCUGCUCCACCUUGGAGGGCAAGCUGCAGGGCAUCGGGCAGUUCCAGACCAACAUCCGCGAGAUGUUCACCCGCUUCGCAGACCUAGACGAUGAGCUUGACAGCAUGGCUUCUGUGGGCCGUGACCUGAUCACCCUUAAGGAGCAGCAGGACGGUAUCAAGGGCUUUGUGGAGAAACUGCAGGGGCUAAUGGCCGACACGGCUCGGGGAGGGGACAGCUGUAAGAAGAUGCUGGAGACUGAGGCCUCCCCAGACCUGCUGGGGCUGAAGAGAGACCUGGAUGGUCUGAGUAAACAGUGUGGCAAGCUGAUGGACAGAGCUAAAGGGAGAGGGGAAGAGGUGGGGAGCACACUCACCCGUCUGGAUGAGCUUUACUCCAAGCUACAGCAGUUCACCAACAAACUGGGCGGGGCUGAGGUCAAGGAGGAAGGUCAAGGGUCAGUUGGCAUGGAAACUGAUGUCAUCAACCAACAGCUGGAAGCUUUCAAGGUAUUCCAGAAAGAGGUUGAUCCACUGCAGAGCCAGUUGCAAGACAUUAACUGGCUGGGCCAAGGCUUGAUUCAGAACGCUGACAAAGGCACCAGCACCAAGGGCCUUGAACAUGACCUGGAGGAUGUCAACACACGAUGGAACACUCUCAACAAAAAGAUUGCUGAGCGGUCAGUGCAGCUGCACGAGGCCCUGUUGCAUUGUGGGAGAUUCCAGGAUGCCCUGGAGUCCCUACUCAGCUGGCUGACGGACACAGAGGACCUGGUGUCCAAUCAGAAACCUCCGUCUGCUGAGUUCAAAGUUGUCAAGGCACAGAUCCAGGAGCAGAUACUCCUCCAGAGGCUGCUGGAUGACCGCAGACCCACGGUGGAGCUGAUUAAGAAGGAGGGAGGGAAGGUUGCGGAGCUGGGAGCAGAGUCCGUGGACAAGGAGAAGGUGGGGAAGGAGAUUGAGUGCCUGGGGCAGAGGUGGGACGCUCUGCUGAAGAAGGCUGAGAACAGGCACAAACAGCUGAAGAGCAUUCUGGUUGUGGCUCAGCAGUUCCAUGAGACACUGGAGCCGCUGUCUGAGUGGCUCUCUGCCACAGAGAAACACUUGGCCAAAGCUGAACCUAUUGGCACACAGACCUCCAAGCUGGAAGAGCAGAUCUCCCAGCACAAGGUAUUAGAGGAGGAGAUAACGGGUCACUGUAAAGACCUGGUUCAGGCCGUCAACCUGGGUCAGAUGCUGAAGCUAGUCAGCUCAGUGGACGAUAAGGAGCUGGUGCAGUCUAAGCUGGACUCCAGCCAGGCUAGUUAUGUAGAGCUGCAGGAGCGUUGUAGGAGGAAGGGAGAGAUGCUGCAGCAGGCUCUGGCCAACGCCCAGCUCUUUGGAGAAGACGAGGUGGCCCUCAUGAACUGGCUCAACGAAGUACACACUAGGCUGAGCGAAGUGUCCGUCAAAGACUACAAGACGGACGUGCUGGAAAAGCAGUGUGCAGAACAGCUGGCCCUACAUGAAGACAUUGAAUUGAGGAAGCAGAAUGUUGAUCAAGCCAUUUCUAAUGGAUUGGAACUGCUGAAACAAACAACAGGUGAUGAGGUGGUUGUCAUCCAAGGCAAGUUGGACGGGAUAAAGACGAGAUACGCUGAGAUCAACUCCAUGAGUGGUAACGUGUCUGAGACCCUGAACCAGGCCCUGACCCUGGCCUCCAAGCUCCAGCACACACACGAAGACCUCAGCUCCUGGCUGGAGAAUGUCGAGGCUGAGCUCACCGCCUUCGCUGCUCAGGCGCCUGUAGGAGAACAGCUCGUUCAGGCACAAGACAGGCAGAAGGCAUUGCUGCAAGAGGCCAGGGAUCACAAGCCCCAGGUGGACAAACUCAACGAGGUGAGCAGCUCUCUGCUGGAGCUGGUCCCUUGGAGGGCUCGGGAGGGCCUGGACAAGAUAGUGACAGAGGACAACGAUCGCUACAAGGCCACCAGCGACACCAUCGCACAUCACGCGGAGCAGAUAGACGCCGCUAUACUGAAAUCACAGCAGUUUGAACAAGCAGCUGACACUGAGCUAGCCUGGCUUACUGAAGCAGAGAGGAAGAUGUUGUCAUUGGGGGAGAUCAGGCUGGAACAGGACCAGACCACUGUCCAGCUCCAGUCCCAGAAGGGCUUCUCUAUGGACAUCAUGAGACACAAGGAUGCCGUGGAUGGAAUUGUGAAAACAGGCGAGGCCAUCAUGAACAGCAAGGACGAGGAGGAAAAGCAAGCCUUGAAGGCCAAGAUCCAGGCCCUCCUGGAGAAGUAUGUUGUUGUUAGUCAGCUGAACUCGGAGCGCUGCCUGCAGCUGGAGCGAGCCCAGUCUCUGGCUAGCCAGUUCUGGGAGACUUACGAGGAGCUGUGGCCCUGGCUCCAGGAGACCCGCACCAGUUUCAGCCAGCUCCCAUUGGCGUCCAUCGAGUACGAAGCUCUCCGACAGCAGCAGGAGGAGCUCAGGCAAAUGCGAGAGCUGAUUGCUGAGCACAAGCCCUACAUCGACAAGAUGAACAAGACAGGUCCCCAGCUACUGGAGCUGAGUCCUGUGGCGGGGGUCGCUAUCAGGGAGAAGUACACAGCCACAGAUCUGCUGUAUGCCCAGCUCAAGGCUGACGUCAAACAGAGGGCCUUCACUCUGGAUGAGGCCAUCUCCAAAUCCACACAGUUCCAUGACAAGAUCGAGCCCAUGCUAGAGUCCCUGGAACGGAUCGCUGAGCGCCUGCGUCAGCCUCCCUCCAUUUCUGUGGAGGUGGAGAAGAUCAGGGAGCAGAUCACAGAGAACAAGGUUGUGUCUGCGGACCUGGAGAAACUGCAGCCGUCCUACGACACGCUCAAGCAGCGCGGCGAAGAGAUGAUUGCUCGCUCAGCGGGAGCUGACAAGGACAUAUCUGCUAAAGCUGUGCAAGACAAGCUGGAUCGGAUGGUGUUCACCUGGAAUGAGAUCCAUGCCCUGAUGGAGGAGAGGGAGGCCAAGCUGCUGGAUGUCAUGGACCUGGCAGACAAGUUCUGGUGUGACCACUGUGCCCUCAUCGUUACCAUCAAGGACACCCAGGACCUGCUGAGGGAGCUGGAGGAGCCUGGAGUCGACCCUUCUGUGGUGAAACAGCAGCAGGAGUAUCUGGAGAGCUUCAAGGAGGAGAUUGACGGCCUACAGGAGGAGCUUGAUGUGGUGCGGAACCUGGGGGCGGAGCUUAUGGCUGCUUGUGGUGAACCAGAUAAGCCAGUCACAAAGAAGAGUAUUGAUGAGGUGAACUUGGCGUGGGAGACUCUGAACAAGGCAUGGAAGGAGAGAGUGGACACACUGGAUGAGGCCAUGCAAGCUGCUGUACAGUUCCAGGAUGGCCUGCAGGGUAUGUUUGACUGGGUGGACAUUGUGGAGCACAAACUGGGUUCUAUGUCACCUGUGGGCACAGACCUGGACACUGUCAAGCAACAGAUAGAAGAACUCAAGGAGUUCAAAGGUGAGGCGUAUCAGCUGCAGAUGGAGAUGGAGCGACUGAACCACCAGGCGGGCCUGCUGCUGAAGAAGGUGACGGAGGAGUACGACCGUUGUGCCAUCCAGGAGCCCAUGACUGAGCUCAAAAUGCUCUGGGACAACCUGGAUGAAAAGAUCAUCAACAGACAGCACAAACUGGAAGGAGCUCUAUUGGCUCUGGGGCAGUUCCAGCAUGCGCUGGACGAGCUUCUGGCCUGGAUGAGCAACACUGAAGAGCUGCUCAACGAACAGAGGAAGGCUGUAGGAGACCCCAAGGCCAUUGAGAUCAAGCUCGCCAAGCACCACGUCCUCCAGAAUGAUGUAUUGGCCCAUAAGACGACGGUGGAGGCGGUCAACAAGGCCGGUACUGACCUGGUGGAGUCCACCUCUGGGGAGGAAGCCGCCGGCCUGCAGAACAAACUGGAGAACCUCACCCAGCGCUGGAAGAACAUCCUGGAGAAGACAGAGCAGAGGAGGCAGCAACUGGACAGUGCUCUGCUUCAGGCCCAAGGUUUCCAUGGCGAGAUGGAAGACAUGCAGCAGUGGCUGAAAGACACGGAGCGUCAGCUGUUAGCAUCAAAGGCUGUGGGAGGCUUACCAGACACGGCCCGCGAGCAGCUUAAUGCCCAUCUGGAGUUAUGUUCCACAAUGGAGGCCAAGGAGGAGCUGUACCAGCAGCUGAUGAACAAAGGUCAGCAGCUGCUCACCAUGACCCCCUCCGGCCAGGACAGCAACACAGAGCAGGACCUCCGUAACCUACAGGACAAGUGGGAGUCUGUGCAGGCCAAGGUGGCUGAGAGAAAGGUGAAACUGGAAGAGGCUUUGGCUCUGGCCACAGAGUUCCAUAACUCUCUGCAGGACUUCAUCAGCUGGUUGACCCAAGCUGAACAGACUCUCACUAUGUCCUCUCCCGCCUCCGUCAUCCUGGAAACCAUCCUGUUUCAGAUAGAUGAGCACAAGGUGUUUGUGACAGAGGUCAACUCCCACAGGCAGCAGAUCAUUGAGCUGGAUAAGACAGGGACACACCUGAAGUACUUCAGCCAGAAGCAGGACGUGGUGCUGAUCAAGAACCUGCUGAUAAGUGUACAGGGCCGCUGGGAGAAGGUGGUGCAGAGGUCUGUGGAGAGGGGCCGUCUGCUGGACGACACCAGGAAGAGGGCCAAACAGUUCCACGAAACCUGGAACAAGCUGACAGAAUGGUUGGAUGAUUCGGAGAAGGCUUUGGACUCUGAGCUGGAAAUCGCCAACGAUCCUGACAAGAUCAAGACGCAGCUGGCCCAGCACAAGGAGUUCCAGAAGGUGCUGGGGAGCAAGCACUCAGUGUAUGACACCACCAGUCGUACCGGACGUGCCCUGAAGGAUAAGACGUCACUGCAGGACGACAACCAGAAGCUGGACGACAUGCUGAGUGAACUGAGGGACAAGUGGGACACUGUCUGUGGCAAGUCAGUCGAGAGGCAGAACAAACUGGAAGAGGCGUUGCUGUUCUCUGGUCAGUUUACUGAUGCCCUGCAGGCUCUGAUUGACUGGCUGUACAGAGUGGAGCCUCAGCUGGCAGAGGACCAGCCAGUACAUGGAGAUAUAGACCUUGUGCUCAAUCUCAUCGACAGUCACAAGGUGUUCCAGAAGGAGUUGGGUAAGCGGACGGGGAGUGUUGCGGCCCUGAAGCGUUCGGCUAAGGACCUGAUUGAGAGCAGCCAUGAAGACUCCUCCUGGGUCAAAGCUCAGAUGCAGGAGCUGAGCGCUCGCUGGGAGACAGUUUGCGCUCGCUCAGUAUCUAAACAGACCCGGCUGGAACAGGCACUGAGUCAGGCUGAGGAGUUCCACUCUACAGUCCAUAUGCUGCUGGAGUGGCUGGCCGAGGCCGAGCAGAGCCUGCGUUUCCAUGGCACCCUGCCCGACGACGAGGAGGCCCUAGGGGCUCUUAUCGAGCAGCACAAGGAGUUCAUGAAGAAGCAGGAGGAGAAGAGAGUGGGCCUGAACAAAGCCACCAGUAUGGGGGAGGCUAUCUUGACCAUCUGCCACCCAGACUCUAUCACCACCAUCAAACACUGGAACACCAUAAUUAAAGCCCGGUUCGAGGAGGUCCAGGCGUGGGCGCGACAGCACCAGCAGCGCCUGGCCAUGGCCCUCGGUGAUCUGCUGGCCACGAAGGAGCUGCUGGAGGGUCUUUUGGGCUGGCUGCAGUGGGCUGAGACCACACUCAAUGACAAGGACAAGGAGGUCAUCCCUCAAGAGAUAGACGAGGUCAAAUCCCUCAUCGCUGAACACCAGACAUUCAUGGAGGAAAUGACCCGGAAGCAACCAGAUGUUGACAAGGUCACGAAGACACACAAGAGAAAGGCUGUGGUCGGGAGCGAGCCUGCCAGCCAGUCCCAUAUCCCUGUCCUGGAGAAAGGAAGAGGUGGAAGAAAGCGUUCUCCCACACAAGCCAUGUACCCAUCUUCACAGCCUCCCAUAGAGACCAAGAACCCCAGGGUCAACCUAUUGGUCAGCAAGUGGCAGCAGGUGUGGCUACUGGCCCUGGACAGGAGGAGGAAACUCAAUGAUGCCAUGGACAGACUUGAGGAGCUGAAGGAAUUUGCCAACUUCGACUUUGAUGUGUGGCGAAAGCGCUACAUGCGAUGGAUGAACCAUAAGAAGUCGCGUGUCAUGGACUUCUUCAGACGCAUUGACAAGGACCAGGAUGGAAAGGUCACCAGACAGGAAUUCAUAGAAGGCAUCCUCUCCUCCAAAUUCCCCACCAGUCGGCUGGAGAUGAGUGCGGUGGCAGACAUAUUUGACCGGGAUGGUGACGGCUAUAUUGACUACUAUGAGUUUGUGGCUGCCCUUCACCCCAACAAAGAGGCAUACAAACCCCUCACAGAUGCAGACAAAAUUGAAGAUGAGGUUACACGCCAAGUGGCAAAAUGCAAGUGUCCUAAACGAUUCCAAGUUGAGCAAAUUGGUGCCAACAAAUACAGGUUCUACCUUGGAAAUCAGUUUGGUCUGGUUCACUGCUUACAUGACGAUGAGAUUAUAACAAGCAGGGACAGUCCAAAUCUAACCCCCCACCUACACGUUGCGGUUUUGGAAAGCUGUAUUCUGUUCGGAGACUCCCAGCAGCUGCGUCUGGUACGGAUCCUACGGAGUACUGUGAUGGUGCGUGUGGGUGGAGGCUGGAUGGCUCUGGAUGAGUUCCUGGUAAAGAACGAUCCGUGUCGGGUUCAUCACCACGGGAGUAAAAUGUUGCGCUCGGAAUCAAACUCUUCAAUUACUCAGUCUCCUAUAGGUUGGCAACAAAUCUCACACUUUCUCACCUUGCUCCAUGAACCCCCUAGUGCCAAAGGAAGGACAAACAUGGAGCUGCGAGAAAAGUUCAUUCUCCCAGAAGGCACCACUCAGAUGAUGGCCAGCUUCCGGUAUAGAGGUCGUAGGUCGCGGCCGUCGUCACGAGCUGCCUCUCCCAACCGGUCAAACUCUAACCAUAGCUGUCCAGCCCAGCAUAAUAACCCAGCCUUGACCAGCACACCCAAGACUCCCCAACACAUAACCCGCAAUUAUGAUAAGCCCUGGCUGACAAACAGCAAACCCUCCAGUCCUCUAAAAUCAUCAGACUCCUUUGAGAGCCAAGGUUCAUCCUCCGAGAGCAUCCCGAUACAGGGAAGCAAACUGCGGCUCCCUGGAUACUUGUCAGGAAAAGGUUUCCAGUCGGGAGAAGAGCAGGGAACCCUGAUCAAUGCUGCUGUGAUGAAAGCACGGGGGCAGGCAAUAGGCUUUGAAUCGAGAAGACCCGGCAGCCGACCUGGAAGUAAAGCAGGUAGCCGAGGCAGCAGCCGGAGAGGAAGCGAUGCUUCAGACUUCGACAUCUCCGAUAUCGCAUCGGUGUGCUCUGAAACGUCAGAGAUGGUGGGUGACACCAGUCGGGCCACACCCCGCUCAUCGUCACGUCAACACGGAGGCAAACCCUCCAAAAUCCCCACUCCUCAAAGGAGGUUGACCCCCAGCAAACUGGCCAAGACCUCCAAGAGAUAGUCAUUGGCCUUGAGACAACUAUGGGAGCCCCGUUGGCCCAAAGUGGCCCUCCUGGUUCCACAAGACAUAUGGAGACUGGAGACACUAGAACUGACACAAGAGACUGGUGUAUGUGUUAAUUAUUUAAAGUGUUGCGAAGAUGUUAAAUAUUCUGUUGAGAGAAAAAAUGGUUUAAUAUUAAGUGUGAAUGGAAUGUCAAUGGCCUUGUGUAUUUGUGUAUUUGUGUAUUUGUCUUAAUGUAUUUUAUUUUCUGUGAAUAAUGUCAAAUUAUUAUGAUCAUUUUAUUUUAUUGACGCUAAACCUGAAGAGGUACAAAAAACUGAAAGAAAAAAAAAACAUGGAAAAGACUACAUUGUCGUUCUAACACUUUUACACACUAAUGAAUGGUAAAGCACAGCAUUGUGCUCUGAGAGAGAUACUGAAUGUACUGUCAUUUCUGUAUGCUGACAUGCGUGUGACAAACGGUGUAUCGCGCUACUCUGUGGGACACCAAUGAUCUAUUAUCUAUUUAAAGUGCAAUGAUGUACUGCCAAAAUAUGCAUUUAAAGGGCGAUACAAUAUACAUGUAGCCUACCACAUAGUAAACACUACAAAUAAUGAUGUUCUGACAGAGAAGUCUGUUGAUGGCAAGUUCACGCAGAAACCCCUCAAUAUCCAGGCUUUAAAAUACUUCAACUUUCCUUAGCACCUGCAGGUAAUACUGUUUUGUUUGGUCAACUUACAGCGAUGUGUGCCAUUUUACCUUGAAGAAGGGCCCCCCGGCGCCCUGAGUAGACAUUCUUUAGUGCAUCAUCAUGUCAGUGUAUGGUUCAUUUAGCUGGAGUGGAAAGGAUUACUGUAACCUUUUUGUAAUAAAUUUGCUUGCAGAAAGCUACCAUGGGA
This is a messenger RNA of Oncorhynchus kisutch (coho salmon), 24963 nucleotides long. It is a transcript of the gene dst, whose product is annotated as dystonin. The transcript is spliced from 103 exons. Gene Ontology annotation, cellular component: cytoplasm; hemidesmosome; focal adhesion. Lineage: Eukaryota; Metazoa; Chordata; Actinopteri; Salmoniformes; Salmonidae. Gene Ontology annotation, biological process: intermediate filament bundle assembly; wound healing; hemidesmosome assembly. Gene Ontology annotation, molecular function: keratin filament binding; microtubule binding; calcium ion binding. Bases 76 to 24081 code for a protein of 8001 amino acids. The record is from RefSeq and is a predicted model, not a curated record.